AUGAGACGACAGGCUAGCCUGGGUGACAUUGAUUUUAUCACGGGGGACUACCUUGCUGCCAAUAAUGCGGAGGCUCACCGUGCAGGAAAUCACCCAGGAUACGAAGCUGCGGCGUGGGAUGGCCUGAAGGAUACAAUAGACCUUAUUGCAGAAAAGGGAAUUCGAGUGGUGAUCAACGGCGGAGCUCUCAUCCGUAUGGGCUAG
Messenger RNA from Penicillium malachiteum, 204 nucleotides. RefSeq lists its product as uncharacterized. The coding region runs from base 1 to 204 and encodes 67 amino acids. The transcript has 2 exons. NCBI's taxonomy places the organism in Eukaryota, Fungi, Ascomycota, Eurotiomycetes, Eurotiales, Aspergillaceae. The record is from RefSeq and is a predicted model, not a curated record.